Molecule: messenger RNA, 2516 nt
Organism: Colletotrichum navitas
Lineage: Eukaryota; Fungi; Ascomycota; Sordariomycetes; Glomerellales; Glomerellaceae
Exons: 4
Coding region: 293-2485 (730 amino acids)
Source: RefSeq, a predicted model, not a curated record
GCAGUUUGCCGCCGAGACUCCAGGCCCGUCCCGUCCGCGAUACUGUGCCACAGGGCUGUGUAACAGGGGUCGAUGGGCCGAUUCUUCAGGUAUUCUUAAUCGCUCUUGGACAUUCUAGACUUGCUGGUUGUCUGCUGGCAGUCCCACGAGGUUACGGGAAUAGAUUUCCUUGCUUGCCUCCUCCAUCUCCAUUGCUUUCGUUAUCCAGACAGCUUCGACAAGUCACCCCAUCCAUGACUCCCUGCGUGUUCGGCGUCUCUCUAGACUUUCUCAUUUUCAGCCGUUUCCCCUCAUGGAAGUCAUCGGCGCUGUUGCGAGCGGCAUAGCCCUCGGCCAACUCUGCAUCGGCAUCUCCAAGGCCGUCCGUUUAUGGCACUCGAUCGAAGACCUCCCAUUAGAUCUCAAUGACGCCGUCGACCGACUCGAAGCCUUCGGUCCGGUUCUGCAGGAUAUGGUCGAAAAGCUUUCGAGGUGCGAAGAAGAGUAUGGAGAAUCGGAAUUGGAACUGCCUGCUCAGCACGUCAGGGCAUGCGUUGUCUACGCCGACAAGGCGCGCAGAGCCGUGGACGAGAUGGUGAGGAAGUUACAGUCCAGCCUGCAGACGUUGCCGCAGCAGAGCUUGCAGAGUCGGACGAGGAGGAAAAUGAGACUUGCGUGGGCAGCGUUAAGGAAGGGCGAUUUGGAAAAGCUAGAGAGGAGGCUGGAUUCGGCGGUGGGGCUGGUGCUGAUGUGUAUCGGAGCUUACGACAGGGCAAUUAUGCUAGCUUCUCAAGAUCGGAUCGCCGAAAAGACGGCCGCGAAAGUCGUCAACGAGCAGAAGCUACUACACCGAGACUUUGAAGACAGAAUAGUACGAAGGGUUUCGCUAGACGUAUCAACCCAGUUGAAAAACAUAGAAAAACAGCUUCAGACCCCGAGGCCCCAGGGAUUACAUGGCGAGAAUGAGACGGAGUACGUCAUCGUCCGUUCAAGAACAACAUGGAGGGGUCCAAGACUGCCCUCGUACAAGCCGACGCCAACGGGGCAGGUCGCGGCGGCCUCCCGCAAGGACCGAAGCGAAUGGGGCCUGUCCCUUCAGCUUCCUGAUUGGAUAUCGGGAGCCGUUUGGGAGAUACAGGUCUGCUGGAGCAUGACAGGGGGUUGGCAGCAGAGUUUACGAUCUUUUAGUGUGAGGUCGAAACACAGCGCCAUCUUCGCAGUUGUGAAGAAGGGCGACGUGAAAGGUAUGAUGGCUAUGUUCAGUAAAGGGGAGGCUUCGCCACUCGAUAGAGACGAGAAGGGUUCAAACCUAUUAUAUUAUGCCACAGACUACAGGCAAGUCGAAGUAUGUCGAACAUUACUCGACCUCGGCCUUGAAGAUCUGAUAGACGACAACGGCGGGUCAUCAGAGAGCCCGCUUAGCGAACUCGUAAAGUCUCGAGAAAGUCUCGCUCCAACACCCGACUCAGCCCACCACGCUCUAGUCUCCCUCUUUCAGUCCCGCAGCGCCAAUAUCCCAACCCUCACAAUCGAGCGCAUGCUCGACUUCCAGACGGAAUGCUCCUACUCUGACGACUGGCUGCGCAUCUUCCAGCGCAACUUUCUCCCUGGAUAUCACGACCUUCCCCUGCGAGACAGGGCAGAGGCCACCCGCCUCGGCGCCUUCACGACGCAGGACGUCUCCGUGUACCGGAGGCUGCUGAACCAGAAAGGCGUGAUCACGAAGGAUGACGUGCGCGCGUCCGCCGAGGCCGGGUUCUCGCUUGUGCAUUCCGCCGCAGCCGCACUGGGGAAGCGGUUCGCGCACGAGAUGCAGUUCAACCCGCGCCUCGGCCGCGACGACGACGACGAAGAUGCGUCGGUGGAAGGAGACGAUGGUGAGUCGGAGGGGCGCAGGGUGUUGAUGGUGCGGUUCCGGGCAUGGACCGAAGGCUGGAGCUACACCUUCGCCGAGACCCUCCGAGCCGCCGAGUGGAAGCAGCUGAACGGGUUGGAAACCGUCGUUCCCUGGGACUGGUACCGCGUCCCGGUGUGGACGGGCACGCCGCUGAUUUCCGUCCUCGGCGGCGCCCUCUGUCGAAUCUCGCCCGAUCUUCCGUGGGGCAAAUGGGAUGCCGUCUUCAGGGGCGUGCUCAACCAGUGGUUGCGAGACCUCAGAGACGCCGACGUCGACCUCUUGCAGUACGGCAGGGCCGAGGCUCUCAAGAUCAAGUAUACGGCGCCUGAGAUCAAGGGCGCAUUUGACGCCGAUGCCAUAGCCGCCUCGCGCAGGCAUGUCCGGAGCUCUCUGCGGAUGCGAGAGUCGUGGAUGCAGAUGGUGGACGACGAGCACCCGAGAAGCGACCUCUAUUGGCUGCCUGUCCGCAUCGUCGGGCUGGAUUACGGGCCGCGACUGAGGGACUGGCGGCUAUGGUGGGCGCCCGAGUUUGAGGCGUUUGCCGCCGAGUUCUGGGAAGGUGUUGGACGGCCGCAGUCGAUUAUGCCAGGAUCUUGGGUGGACUCUUGAAAGGACUGCAUCAUCCUAAAUAAAGUGGCGU